AUGGGCAAAACGACUAGCAAGCUCGACAAACGGCGGUCUCAGAGCAUUUCCUGGAGCUACAAGUUCGGCACGGUGAGCCGCCGGAAGAAGCAUGCCGCCCAGGUCAUCAGCGCCGUGCCACACAUGGACACGGCCGAAUGGUUGCAGCGCUUGGAUUUGCCCGAGUACGGUGAUAAAUUCAAAUCGUACAACGGCGUGGAGGAGCUGCUGUUUCUUUCCGAGGCGGACGUCAAAAAGCUGGGCAUCCGCAACAACGCGCAUCGGGCCCGCAUCGUCAGCAGUUUGGUUGCGCUACGAGAGAACCUUGUCCACGAGGCGAACGCGAAGGCGAACCAACGGAAUGCAGCAGCAACGGCGGGAAUCGGCGACGAGCGCAGGGCACGGAUGCGUCACAGUGUGGCCGUUGCUGAUCGAGCCCGGAGUGGCGCACAGAUCGAAGCAGAAAAGGAUACACCCUUCUCGGAGACAUCAACAUGUACGCCCGUUGAGAUCCCCGGACCCACCAUCUAUGCCUGUCUGACGCCGGCCGCCCCGAAACAAAGUAAGAGCUGUGGCGAUCUGUUAGAUAUGGAAACGACACCGGACGGUGGCAACGAAGCAGUGGCACUGAAGAAGGCCCUCGAAUGGGAGCUGUCGUUGGAUUCGCGGGACCUCCGGUCCCACGCCUGGUACCACGGUCCGAUCCCACGCCAGCGGGCCGAAGAGAUUGUCCAGCAGGAGGGUGACUUCCUGGUGCGCGAUUGCGUUUCCCAGCCCGGGAACUACGUCCUGACGUGCAAAACGAAGGGACCCACGCUACACUUCGUCAUCAAUAAGCUGCUGCUACAACCGGAAACCGUAUACGAGCGAGUCCAGUAUCAGUUCGAAGAUGAUGCCUACGAUACAGUUCCUGACUUGAUUACCUUCUACGUCGGCUCGGGAAAAUCAAUAUCGGCCGCUUCUGGGGCACGAAUUCAGUGUCCGUGCAACCGAACGUACCCGCUGUCGUUUUACGCCGGCAAGUGCCCCCAGAAUGUGGCCGGCGUGGCCGGUAUCCGGGGGCCGAGCCCGCUCAACUCACCCUCGCCCGUACCAUCAUCGCCUGGGUUUAGGUAUAAUCCCUACACGCAGCAGACGAACUCCUACCGAAGUCCCAUGUCGUCACCGCCGCGUACCAAGCGCGAAACGCCGCCGCGGUUACCGAGCAAAAAGCAACGCUCUCAGUCCCUCACGCCACUCCACGGUGCCCAGGGAGUCCAGCAGCGGUACUGCAGCGCCGACGGUGUAAUCGGGAACCACGCCGGUGGAACGGAUGGAAAACCGGGGGCCGGGAAACCAUCACGGCUAGUGGAUGGCGCUGGUGGCGAAAAGUGUAACAGUGCCGACGGAGUCAUCCACGGCGACCAGGUGGCCAACGGUGGACGGGGAGCGUCGGGCGAUGAGAAAAGUUCCAGUGCGGACGGAGUGGUAAAGUCGCAAACGACCUCACGAUCCAACUCGAUCGAUGCCGUCGCACUGAAGGGUAGCAGCGGCUCGUUGGCACGGUCGGCGAGUCUCAGAUCUUCGCACGGUAAGCUUUCGGGCUCGCGCGGUUCCAGUAUCAACAAAGAGUCGAGCGAGCAUUCGCUUAGCCCUUGCAUCGAGCAGCAACAGUUUGCCGAAAACGAUGAGGGGCCACCGAGUCCACCGCCGAAACCGAUCCGGGGCGCCGGGAGUGCCGGAACGCUCCAGCGGCGCGACUCUCUCAAGGACUCCGACAGCCACGCCGGACAGCAGGGUGGUCACGGUCGGGCAGCGAUAACGUCGUACCAUCCGUCGGGCUCGGAUUCAGGCAAUGGGUCCGGCGAUUCGGCACAGAGUUCCGCCACCGGCGAGGAUCUGGCACUGCCACAUCGGGCCGGAGGGGUCGUGCUAAAGAAUCCACGGUUCAUCCCCACGUCCCUUUCGUCGGUGACGCUCCGGUCGCACUUGGAGUUCGAUCCGGUCGCGGCGGAGGAAGCAUUGCUGGCGAUGCACGUUCCCACCUUCGAGCAGACGUCCCGGUACGAUCUGGAGAACUUCAACACGCUGCUGCUGCCGUUCUGUGACUGCAAACCACUGGACAGCGGUACGCUCAACACUUUCCGGAUGAUGCUUUGCGAGUCCGGAUCGCGGGUCAUUGCGAAUCAUCUGACGCGGGUUGACAUAGGACUAAUACUAGACAAGGACGAAAACCGAAAGGAUGACCCGCUGAACUGCACCGGACUGGAGCUCAUCACCCUCGAGCAGGGCCGCCAGUACCGGGCGGACCUCAUCGAGCGCACCGAGUGCAUGAAGUUGCUGGUGGCUGUUACCAUUCUCACCUGCCAGAGUGACCUCGAGCGGGCCGAAACGCUCAACAAGUGGAUCCAGGUGGCGGUCGAGACGAAAACUGCGUUGGGUAACCUGUUCGGGUUCAGUGCCAUCAUGCUGGGCCUUUCGAUGCCACAGAUCCAAAGGCUCGAGUCGACCUGGCAUACGCUGCGCCAAAAGUUCACCGACAGUGCUUUCAACUUCGAGGCCAAGUUGCGACCGACGAUGAACAGCAUGAACGACUGCUCCAAUCCGCAGGCUCCCAACACGACCAUUCCGCACGUACUGCCCUACAUACUGGUCAAGGACCGCACGAUCAACGAUGUCUUCGCUACACCCACUUCACCUUGCCCAUCGCUGGUGGCCUCCUGCGUGACACCCUGGGAAACGAUUACGCAAGAUUUUGGAUUCUCCGUUCUGUUCGCACACCUCGAUGCGGCCCGCAGCUUCAUCAACAACCUCUCGCUGUACAGAAAGAAUGCUCAAACCAUACUGCAGGACACUGGCCGGUUCGACCCGCUGAUGGAGGACGCUUUUAGGACCGAGUUUCAGAUGAAGUUCCUCUGGGGCAGCAAGGGUGCGCUGGUACCGGCCGACGAACGGCACGCCAAAUUCGAGCAUGUGCUCUCCGUGAUGGCGGAAAAGUUCUGCGGCGAUCCAUCGGCAGGCUAGACCACGCGUCGUCUACAUUUCGAAUGCACCUAAUUCUACGUCACUGUCACUGGCUAGAGGAAUUGAACUAUCUCCGGGAGUCUAAGUUUUAUGGAACACUGGAAUGCUGUUUCCUGGCGAUCGUUUAGGACACUAUUCUCAUUCAUCUUGCGCUGGUGAACACUGGUUAUCAUCGGCAACAUCCAC
Anopheles cruzii is the source of this 3168-nucleotide messenger RNA. RefSeq names its product breast cancer anti-estrogen resistance protein 3 homolog. Gene Ontology annotation, biological process: positive regulation of peptidyl-serine phosphorylation; small GTPase-mediated signal transduction. The transcript is spliced from 14 exons. The coding region runs from base 1 to 2982 and encodes 993 amino acids. Gene Ontology annotation, molecular function: guanyl-nucleotide exchange factor activity; phosphotyrosine residue binding. NCBI's taxonomy places the organism in Eukaryota, Metazoa, Arthropoda, Insecta, Diptera, Culicidae. The record is from RefSeq and is a predicted model, not a curated record.